This is a messenger RNA of Dentiscutata heterogama, 705 nucleotides long. The record is from the annotation of a GenBank genome assembly. Lineage: Eukaryota; Fungi; Glomeromycota; Glomeromycetes; Diversisporales; Gigasporaceae.
AUGUCUUCAAAGAGGGUGAUUACGAUCGGUAUAGGUGGUGCAUCAUGUUCUGGAAAAACGCUUGAAAAGGAUCUUCCAAUUGAUCCAAUAACAAAUUAUACUGAUUGGGAUUGUCCUGACGCAAUAAACUUUCCAUUAUUUUUAUCUACCCUAAAAAAUCUCCAUCAAGUCGGCACAUUACCAACAACAUUCGUAUCUAAUGAAGUAAAUAAUGUUUAUAAAGAUAUUGAAAGAGAUGAAUUAAAUGAGCUGGUUAAACGACUUUCCUUGCGAAUUAAUGAAGUAUUAAGUGCAUCAGCAGGGUGUGAUAAUAAAAAUAUUGAAUGGGAUUUCGUAUUGGUAGAUGGAUUUUUACUUUACUAUGACCCUGAAAUUAUAAAAGAAUUAGAUGUUAAAUUUUUUGUCAAGGCUGAUCGUGAAAUUAUAAAGAAACGAAGAGAAGAACGGAUUUCGUAUGUUACAGUUGAAGGAUAUUACGAAGACCCACCAGAAUAUUUUGAUAAAAUUGUUUGGCCGAAUUAUAUUAAAUUUCACAAACAUUUAUCCCUUAAAGGACAAUCUUCCAAUUUGAUAAAUGGUGAAAAAAGUGAAUUGAUGGUCAUUGAAGAUAUAGUGGCUUUUGACUCGAACCAUGAAGAAAUUUUUGGUGAAAAUCUUGAAAAAGCUGUUGAAACUGUGAUAAAAUUUAUCGAAAAGAAAUGGUGA